ACAGUUGCCAUAAACAAGCAUCAUGGCGUCGAGUACAUCAAAAGAUGUUGAGGCAUUCCUUCACAAAGUUGAAGAAAUUGAAACAAUUGUGAAGGGACUGAACUCUGGUGAUGAGCGCAAGGUGAAGGAUGCAAUGCAGAAAGCAGAUGAAUUUAUCAAUGCUCAGAAGCACAGAGGGGAAAUAGAAGAUGAAGAAAAAGAUCUGCCUAAAACCACAACAGGGUUUAGUAAGACAGUCAUAAACAAAUCCAGCAGCACUGUGGACUCUCAGAACUGUGCAGGCUAUGCUGACAAGCAGGCCUUCAUGGCUGCAAUGGAGGCGGAUGCACAGGAGCGAGCACAGCGCAGGCAACAACGAGAGAAGGAGGCACAGAUGAUGAAGGAGCUGGGCAACAAGGCCUUUAAGGAACAUAAUUUUGAGAUGGCACUUGAAUGCUACAAUCAGGCAAUAGACAAGGUACGAGACAAUGCUGUUUUAUACACAAACAGAGCCCAGACUCACAUCAAGCUUGGUCACUAUCCAGAGGCUUUGAAAGACUGUGACUGGGCUAUUAUGGUCAGUCCACAAUGUAUUAAAGCAUAUGUACACAUGGGACGAGCACAUCUGGCAUUGAAACAGUACCAGCAGGCCAGAGAAAGCUAUCAUAAAGUCAUUGCCAUAAAUCCCAAGAAAGAUGCCCUUGUGCAAGAAUACCUGGCAGAGGUAGACCGUGUGGAGGCAGCAAAUACUGCUGAGCAGAGGGCACGAGACCUGUUUGACAGUGGGAACUCUGAAGCACUAGGAGUCUCAGAGCUGUUGGUGCAAGUUAGAAAACCUGAUCAACUCCCUAUGUACUAUAGUGGGGGGUUCAGGGUUAUUUCCAGUCUCUUACUCAAAGAAGGUGAGAAGGACAACAAAGUGCAGUUUCGCAUGCAGGGAGGACUGAACCUAAUACAGGAUCAUCCUGUUUUAUCACGGUGCCUCAGCAGCUGUCCCCGAAGCUUAUCCAAAGAGGAGCGUGAUGUACUGGCCUCAGUAUUUGACAUGCUGACUCAUGCCUGCAAAGGAGAUGAUGCCAAUCAGGAGCAGCUCUUGCAGCACAAAGGGUUCCCAGAACAGAUUCUGCAGUUUCUGUCAUCUUGCACUCAGUGGCGAGGCACAAAGUUGAAAACAUCCAUUCUGAACUUGAUGUUUACCAUUUCACAGACAUUGCAUGGUUGCACCCUCCUCAUCACACACUUUGAUUCCAACCAGCUGCUUGCCUCCCUUUUUUUCCUAAUCCGUGCAAAUUCCACAUACUCAGAGACAGCAGCUGGUCUCCUCAACAACCUCUCUCUUGACAAAAAAUUCAGAAAUUUUCUUCGAGAUAAAUUGGAUCCCUUUAUGGCCUCAUUUGAAGUGAUUUUGACAGACACCAGUGCCAGGAGUGGUGUGAUAUCAACAAGCAUCACAACUGUCAUGAACCUGACAAACAACAAGACAAUUCGUGACAAGUUGUCUUCUCAGCGCUCAUUAUGGCUGGCUAGUGAAGAGUUGCUGGUUCGGACAUCCACAGGCUCAGAUGUGGAGUUAUUAGAGGCCAUUUUGGGCCUUUUUGUCAACAUUACUUCAGAACCAACUGACACACUGCGAGAAUUUGGCCAGCGAAUCUGUGGCCACUGUCGGUCAUUGCUUCCUGCAGAAUGUGUUGGCAGUGUUGUUACAGAACGAGCCCUGACAGUUUUGGGAAAUAUCCUGCCCAACUCCAUUCCAGCAGUGGAGUGGAUAUGUGACCAUGGAGGGACCCUUUUGCUGCUUCGUUAUCUUAAGUCAGACAAAAUCAUUCACAUGAAGCAGGGCCUCAGGGGCUUAACAGCUCUCACACAGUUUAAUGAAAAGGCUCGGAAGACUGUUGUGGAGGCAGAAGGUGUGAUGGCAUUGGCAAAACUCUUGAGUCACAAGGAAGAAAGUAUUUUGGGAAAUGCAGCUCUUUGCUUGAGCCACUGCGUGCAGGUAGAUGGCGUAGCUGAGAUGCUGUCCAAAACUGACAUCAUUAAAGAGCUGCUGCUACUGGCCAGGGAUAGCAAGAAGCCCACUGUCCAGCAAAAUUGUGCCAUCCUCAUUGCCAAACUGGCUCAUGGACAUCCAAAGAAUUUGGACCGACUGCGAGAGUUGCACGGCAUUGAGAUUUUACAUACUUGUGUGAAGCAAGUCAAGUGACAUGAGACCUAGGACAUAAAUUCUUUGCUAUUUUUGUUUUGUUUCUAAUUCUAACAAAAUUAGAUUUCAACAGUGGCUUUCAGUUUAACUGAAAAAGGGAAGCCACUAAGAACUUAAACUCUGUUAACACUUGCAAAUGUUUUAUAAGAGUCGCUAAAGAAUUUGAUGUGUCCAGACUUAAUAGUGCAACAGGAUAACUUUUGUGCAUGGCUGUUGUUUUAUUAGGAACUAGUUUGAAGACUGCCUUAACUUCAGGUAUUUGAAUGUCCAACUAUGAGAAAAGCUGAAAUAAUUAUUGUUAAGCAUUAUUUCCAGGUUAGAUACUUUAUAGUUCUGUCUUUAAAAUUACCAGUAGAGUAAUGUGGUUCUAUUCUGGUUAUAAGUAAUGGCUCCUGUAAUGGAAAAGUCCAAGGGGACGAACAUCACAUUAUUUGGCUGACAUUCCAGUUUCAUGCCCAUGCUAAAUCUGCUAAUGGGACAGCUUUUAUUGUAUAUUUUCAUUGAAAAAAAAAAAAGAUUGAGCCUGCUGCAUCAGUGCCAGCCAUAUCUAAUGACUUUACCUUGAGGAAGCAUGUUUGUUAAUAGAACAGUACUGUGACCAACAUCCUCAUCAUAUUUCACGAAACUCCAUAGGGAAGCCUUUGCCAUGGAUUGUUGUUUGUGUGUGUUGGCAGUAUCAGCAAAGUUUCUUGCACAACCAUGUAUGCACAAAGCAAAAGGAUAGGCUGUAACUUCCUCUUUGAGUGGAAGUGAAAAGCAUGAAACGUGCUGGGACUGUGUUGAUCAGUUUUGAAAGGGAAAGAGGUGACACACAAGCCAGGAAACACAGGUGUUCUGUCAAUGCUGAGCUGACAAAAUGUGGAGGUUGAAUUAAGUCACUGGAUGCAUGCAAGGCAUUGCUGAGCAAGUUUCAGUACCGUGUUCUUUCUGUCAAGCAGUUCCUGUCUUCUGCUCUGCAAAAAAUCAAAUAGAGCUUGAUAUGACACCAGGUGAUAAUCUCUCCUUUCUGACGCUCUGUUAGACCAUGCAAUAAAGCAGUUGACAUUUUGUGAUGCAGCGUAAUAUUGACAAAGGAAAAAAUAGGUCAUUAAAAAAUUGCUGGAAAAUACAAAUUGUCUGAUAGAGGAAAUUUGCUAAGAGCUCCGUCUCCAUCAAAAAUCUUGUCAGUCUUUUCCAUUGUUAUCUUUGUCCGUGUUUUUUUUCUGUAUCGGAAUGGUUAUAUCUUUGAUGUCUGGAGGCAAUAAUCAAAUAAAACAGUUGUAUUUCUAAUUAUAAUUUUUGCAGUUCUCAGGCUGAAUUUGUUUUGAACUCAUGUCUAACAUAUUGAAAUAAUUUUAGCUGCUAAUGUCAGAGGGACAAAGCUGAUUAACAGCUGGGUUCGCAGUCAUUUUUUGGAUUUUUUUUUUUGACUUAAGAUUUUUCGAUCAUUCAAGGAAAGGAACUGUUGCAUUCAAACCUGGAACCAAUUGGAACAUGACAAUGUGCUGAAUUUUGUUUCUAUAUGAUGUCCAGAUUGAGUUUAUCAGUGCAUUUUCCCAGUUAUUUGAAAGAGCUUGUCUGUUGAAAUCUCUUUGGCAAAGGAGAGUCAACAGACAAUAUUGGUAUUUUUAACGUGCCUUGAUGUUUGGCAGUUUGGCAGAUGCUGCUUGUCAGAUACACUACCAGCAUUUUCUUGGUUACAAGCAGAGUAUGUGAUUUUGUUAUAUCAUUUUUUAUAUUUAAAAUUACAUUUUAUUCUUUCUUUGAAAACCAAACUACAUUUAAAAAACUUUUUGUAUGUAGAGGACAGCAUUAUGAUGACAGACUUCCCAUAUUGUGAUCAGGGGCUGUCACCAAUACCCCAGAUUAAAAUUGUAUAUGAAAUUAUAAAGAUAAGAAUUACCAACACAUAUUUUAACCACAUCUUUGAAUUCAUUUGUACUGAGACCAUAAAAUAAACUACUGUGAACAGUGGUACCGUAGUUACUUUGUAGAUUUUCUUUGUAGAUGAUGGCUUGUACAAAAGAGACCUUAUGUUCCUGUUGAUCACUUGAUGUAUUUCAAAAAUAUUGUUUUGUAUCAAAGUUAAGAAUGUUUUGUGAAGAAAUUCACAAGAGUUGUUAGACAUGUUUGAAUUGAGUGACAUAAUUCGCUGUGGCUGUUUUAAAAGAUAUAUUUUUAUAUACAGAUCUCUCCUAGUUCUAGAUGAAGGAAAUGUUUUCCAUGUUAUCAGCAUUUAUGGCUUACUGUUAAGUUUACUGCCAUUUGAUUGCAGUUUUUGUCAUGUCAUUAUUUACCUUUCUUCCAUUUUUGUUUCUUUGUUAGUCUAUGUUCUUCUUUGUAGCCAUUCUUCUCUCUCUCUCCCUUCUCUUUCUCCCACCCUCAUUCUUUAUGAAUGUUUGAGCAGUUGUCUUGCUCUUUCAGUAGUAGUAAUUUAUGUCAAAUAUCAGUCUAUUUCUGCCUUUGUUGUACAAUCUACCAUUUGUGGUUAGUUGGAAUGUUGUAUAACCAAAUGUUAAAUGCACAUGCUUCUUGUGUUUGGUCAUUUUUGUUUAAUUCUUAGAGACAAAUUUUUAUAUCCUAAUGAAGAGGUGAAUAUAUGGUACACUGUUCUUUAAAUUUAAUACUGCUGAUGACUGAUAUGAAAUAGAGGUUUGUUGUUUUGAAUGUUACAUAGCAGAUUUAAGAAAUGUUUGAGAUGUUGGUUUUUGCAAUGCAAUACUCUCUCUAUUUGAUGCAGAGUUGGUAUCAGUUUCAAAAUUUCAGGACAGCAUUUCUUCACAGUAACUUUUAUAUAGCAAUAAAGCCUUGUGUUGUCCAAUUAAAGCUGCAUGCAUUUUCGGGUUUGGACAAUAUUCAAGUUUACCAUUGUGGCAAGUAGUAUUUGCUGAACACCAGUGGCCAGGAAAUUUUUAGACUAAGAAGAUAUGACUUUUACUCUUUGAUUCCACAACACAUUGUAAUAUGGGAUACCAGGCUAGUUGAAGAACUGUUAGCCAUUUUUGCAGAAGCAGAGUGAGAUAGCCUGUGCCCCCAGCACCUAUGAAGACUUUAAAGUAUGUUCUAACCUUGUGGACAUUCAUGAUCGAAUAUUGCAGUGUGGAAUGUGUGCAAGUGCUCUGUAGCCCUUGUUUUACAGUGGGUCCAGUUUAAAGGGCAUUGAGAAGGCACAAAGAUUACACUUGUGCAGCAGCAUCAAGCUAAAGGGAUGGCCAAAGUGGAGGAGAAGGGCAUGAGCAUGUUGAUUAAAUCUGCAUUUUUGCACAGUUACAAUAGCUUUAUUUUACUGUUUGGAACCAAAUUAUUUAUGUCAUCUGGAAGACAUUUUAAUGUUGAUAUGAUAGUGCAAAGAUUAUUGUCGUCACCAAAAGAGCCAUUUAGAUUUUAACAUUUCUGAGAUUUGUAUGGCCAUAGCAAAAAUAGAUUGAAACUGUGCAGAUGUGUAAACUGCAAACCUAAAGGAAGUUAUAUUUUGUGUUAUAGCAUACUUAAGAAUGUUGCAAACAUAAAACAAAGUCAAUAAAUGCACUUCUGUACAAGGAGGGUGGGAAGGUCUAGAUGCAUGUAGGUGGAAUGGAGGAAGUGGGUAGAAGUGAAAGGGCAAAGAAGGUGGGUUCAUGAGAGCAGACCAAAGUAUAGUUUAUAAAAAGAAUAUUAUAAUUUAAUGAGUAGAGCACAUUUUUUCUGCUGCAAAAAUCACUGUUAGCUGACUUCUAAUACUAAGAGGAUCUGGAGCCUCGUCGUACAUUUAUAAGGGCAAUCAAUAUCCCUUUGCCUAGCAGCUUGAGGUAGGACUUUGCUACAUUGAUAUAUUUACUGAUUAAAUUUCAAGAGCUGAGAUUUCUGAUUACCAGCGUCUUCUGAUCGAGGUCAUUGACACCAUCCUUUCAGUUUCACCAUGUGACUUCACUGAUUCUAGAUCUCUGUUUUUCUAAUGUAUGCAAUACUGGUUGCAGUAGGCCUGAACUAUAUGCUCAUCUAUGAUCAACUUCUCAUUUGGUCACAGUGACUUUCUUCUUUGCUUGUGAAUUAAAACAGCUGGUUUAUUGCAUCACUAGAGACCAGCUCCUGGAUCUUCACAAUAGUGCUGUGUCCACUCAGACCACAUACUACAGUCUUCUUCAUCCUUGUUCCUUGUCUCAACACUUCACCAGCACCAUCUAGCUCUGGUGUGAACUUCCUUGUCUACAGCAAUAGUUUAAACCAAAGGUAUGCAUGAAGAUUGUAACUGACUAACCAUGUUGCGUUCAAUGGGUCAUUUGAAUGAUUUCUUGAUUCUCUUUCAUCCUCUCUCCCUUUGCCAACCAUUCCCCUCAUCAGACCAUGAAAAUGGUAACUCAUUUACACUAUAUAUUUACUGUGCCAGUGAAGGGCUUGUCUCUGAUGAUUUUUGUUUUCUGAGUGAACAUGUGUCUACAUCAGAGGGAGGAAGGUGUAGCGUGAAAUAUUUUUUAAGUAUGUGCAGGUAGGUUUUAUAAGGCACUGUGAGCCUCACUUUGGAAAAGAGUGUGGUUCUUUGGUUAUUAUUGUCUCAUUGGCAUACUGCUAAUAUUAUUUUCUUCUUUCAGCUUUUCAACUGGCAGCAUUUUGUACACAAACUCUAAGCUUCCGCCUUCAGUGUUCAAUACUUCAGCACGGCAUUGUGUUAUGUGUGCAUGUGGCCUUGACUCAAAAGGGUCUGAUAGCAAAUAUUUUAAAUAGUAAAAUUGUGAGACUAGUUUUACUGUUUUACUAAACUUCAGAAGAGGGUUGAAUAUGUAUAUAUGCAUGGGUUCAUAUAUAGACAUAAAUGUUUCUGCCUUCUAGUUGUACACACUUCUCUGAUGCAUGAUGAGAAAACAUUUACACUUUGUAACCAUGUUUGGAGAAAGAGAACAUUGUGAAGUAUCCUGCUACACAAGAACUAAAUGAAGUCUUUGUUUUAUAAUUUAUCACUUGUACUGUGUGCUGUAGUACUAACACUAAGUGUAUAUUUUCUGUGUAUGUGUGUUUCUGGGGAGGUGGUGCAUAUUUUUGUUCCAGUAAUACAGUAAAGUUUGAUUUCACAUUUAAAAAUAUUUUACAUUACACGUUCAUUUUAAUAUAACAUUAGCACAGUUGUUUACAAUUACACCAUGUACAAUGCACAGUGUACAUAAUAUACAGUAAAGUCUACAGUCACACAAGCUGUAUGAUCUGAGGAUCAGUAAGUGGUUAUGGCAGGAAUACUCUAUUGGAAGUCUUAUUAGUGGUAACAAAAUCUUCUGCAUUAUCGCUGUCACCAGAAAAAAUAAAAGCCACCAUCAUCA
Pomacea canaliculata is the source of this 7446-nucleotide messenger RNA. Its product is annotated as tetratricopeptide repeat protein 12-like. The transcript has 16 exons. Gene Ontology annotation, molecular function: protein binding. NCBI's taxonomy places the organism in Eukaryota, Metazoa, Mollusca, Gastropoda, Architaenioglossa, Ampullariidae. The coding region runs from base 23 to 2179 and encodes 718 amino acids. The record is from RefSeq and is a predicted model, not a curated record.